AUGUGCUCAGGUCAGAAGCCAAUACUCCAGUCACUUAACUACUCUUGGGCUCUAAUUUCUGCGUCUGUGAUCGGAGAUAAUGACAGCCAUGCAAGGUGGUGGCGACGAGCCCACAAGCUUUCAAAUAUCAAAUUUCUGCUGCAGCGCCCUGCGGCUUUUACCAUAGCAAGGUCAGAACCAGGGUCCCAACCUCUCCAGGGCCCUGAGGCUCGUGGUCUCCUGCUCUCCGAGGGCGCCUGCAUCCCGGACCAGCUUUCUUGGGGUCGGGGGGAGCGCAGCCUAAGCGCAGGCCUCCAGUUGACCCACAGUCCUCUCCCAGCCACGGAUUUCCCUAGUCCCUCUCCCAUCCCCCUCCUAUGUCCCAGCUCUUGGUUUCGUCUGGGCCUCGGGAUCCUCCGGGUCCCACCGCUCGCUGCUCGCGGGCAAGCCGCCGGGCUCCGGCGCCUCGAGCGUUGGAGCAGGUCCUGCUCCCGCCGUGGGAGUGGGGACCUAGGGGGCUGCCCCUCCAGGUCCUUGCCUUGGGCCAGCGGUGGACACUGGACACUCGGUAGUAGGAGCCGCUGCAAGGUACGCCCUGGCCCCGCCCCGGCGCGGAAAGCUGCUGCCAGGAAUUGGAAUAUUAAUAGGUACAAACUUCCUGGAAAGAUUUUCGUCUUCGCGGUAGAUGACCCCGCCUUGGCGGCCUUAAGAAAGAAAAAGCCUCCGGGGGCAGGCGGCAGGGAGCCUGGGACCUACAGGAAUCGGGGACACUUGGGACCCUUGGAGUCGCUGGGGAGCAUUGGUCCGGGACCCAGUCGGUGGCUUGUCGCAAACGCCACGGGGCGAGGCCGGGCUCGCGUUUGUAAGCCAGGUCCCCAACGGUGGAGUCCGGACGCCUGAGCGCGCGCCCCCAGGAGCGCGCGCACACUGAGACACCGGGCGCCCUUCUGCAGGGGCCGGGCUCCUCCUCCCGGAAUUCUCUGGCCCAGACGCAGUUGUGGUUAAAGCCACCUCACUCCCUCCCAGCCGCCAGAAGAGGACAGAUCGAUCAGGAAGCGCCCUUCCAGCCGCUGCCGUCCCUGCCCUCACCUUGCUAAUAAGUCAGAUUCCAAUGCCCACGUAGGAAGCUCACUCCACAUACAAAGGCUGGGGUUCUCGAACUCGGGGUUCACUGCUUCGGACAGGAGCACCUGUCCUGAAUUGAUUGAGAGUGUUCUGCCCAUCUGAAAGUCAUCAUUCAUUGAAAAUAUUUUCGAUGCCAGGUGUAGUGGCAAACUUGUAAUUCUGCACUCUGGAGGCAGAGACAGGAAGAUCGCCCAAAGUUAAGUCCUUGACUUAAAUACAAAUUAUUGCUACAAAGCAAAC
This is a messenger RNA of Myodes glareolus (Bank vole), 1344 nucleotides long. The record is from RefSeq and is a predicted model, not a curated record. Lineage: Eukaryota; Metazoa; Chordata; Mammalia; Rodentia; Cricetidae.